This is a messenger RNA of Helobdella robusta, 618 nucleotides long. RefSeq lists its product as hypothetical. NCBI's taxonomy places the organism in Eukaryota, Metazoa, Annelida, Clitellata, Rhynchobdellida, Glossiphoniidae. Gene Ontology annotation, molecular function: protein binding. The record is from RefSeq and is a predicted model, not a curated record. The transcript has a single exon. The annotation marks the transcript as partial.
CUCAACUUGCAAAGUAAUCAACUGAUCAGUCUGCCGAGAGAAUUGUGCUACAUGAUCAAUUUAGUUGAGUUGAAUGUAAGCAGGAAUAAUCUCACUGAACUCAUUGAUACCAUUGGAUCACUUCGAAAUUUAGAAAUUCUUGACUGUUCAUUUAACAAAUUGAAAACACUUCCUGAAUCAAUGAGCGAAUUAGUAAAUUUGAAGCGCUUGAAUAUAAGCUCAAAUAUGAUAAUCUCACUUGAAUCAUCUUUCUCACAAUUAAUUAAACUGGAAGAUUUGCAAGCGAGCCACAACCAGCUCAGUUCGCUUCCAUUCUCAUUCGACAGCACUUUGGUAAAUUUAAAAUCAGUUCUUCUUGGGAAGAACAGCUUCCGUAACAUUCCGACCUGCUUGUGCAAUCUGCCUAAACUUGAAAAUUUGAAUUUGAAACAAAACUCGCUGCAGUUCGUCUCAUCUUCCCUGACCUACGUUACAACACUCGUUCUUGACGACAACAACCUCAGCGAAAUCCCACUGAUACUUCUGCAAUCAAGGGCUAUGGAAAAUUUGUGGCUGAGAAAUAAUCAGCUGGAAGGCAUCCCGCAAGAAAUAUCAUCUCUGACGCUACUGAGAACUCUC